Messenger RNA from Equus caballus (horse), 912 nucleotides. It is a transcript of the gene TIMM17B, whose product is annotated as translocase of inner mitochondrial membrane 17B. Gene Ontology annotation, cellular component: TIM23 mitochondrial import inner membrane translocase complex; mitochondrial inner membrane. Gene Ontology annotation, biological process: protein import into mitochondrial matrix. Lineage: Eukaryota; Metazoa; Chordata; Mammalia; Perissodactyla; Equidae. Gene Ontology annotation, molecular function: transmembrane protein transporter activity. The record is from RefSeq and is a predicted model, not a curated record.
UGGGAGGCGGGCGGGGGAGGCACCGGCCACACAGCGCCACGUCCCAGACUCGGGAGACGCUUAGAAACUUGUCUCCUUCGCUCCCGUCCACUUGAUUCCUCCCACUCGGGCUCCGUUAAGAGAGGCCACAGCUGUGUGCCUGGAAGAGAAGCCCAUGGCGGAUUGUGGAUGAUUGCGGUGGAGCCUUCACUAUGGGUGUCAUCGGCGGCGGAGUCUUCCAGGCCAUCAAGGGCUUCCGUAAUGCCCCUGUCGGAGUCCGGCACCGGCUGAGAGGUAGUGUGAACGCUGUGAGGAUCCGAGCCCCCCAGAUUGGAGGUAGCUUCGCAGUGUGGGGGGGCCUGUUCUCCACCAUCGACUGCGGCCUCGUGCGGCUGCGGGGCAAGGAGGAUCCCUGGAACUCCAUCACCAGUGGAGCGUUGACCGGGGCUGUGCUGGCUGCGCGCAGUGGCCCAUUGGCCAUGGUGGGCUCAGCCAUGAUGGGGGGCAUUCUGUUGGCCCUCAUCGAGGGUGUUGGCAUCCUCCUCACGCGCUACACUGCCCAGCAGUUCCGCAAUGCACCCCCAUUCCUGGAGGACCCCAGCCAGCUGCCCCCUAAGGAGGGUACCCCAGCCCCAGGCUAUCCCAGCUAUCAGCAGUACCACUGAGGAAGCGACCGCCUGUCACCGCCACCGUGGGAGCUCCUCCUCGGUUCCCUCCCCGAUGAUCUACCUCGAAGGGAGGGCUGGCUCCCAGUUGGCCCUGGGACCUUCCAGAGAGGGCCUCUACUCUGCUACCUUGUCCCAGGGUGGGGGUGGGGCACCCCAGCUGCCCUGACAGGGCACCCCAGCCCCACACUCACAUGUAACAAGCUCUCACCCCAGUCCUUUCUUGUGGCGCCUUGAUGAGUAUUUAAAGCUAGUUUUCAAAUGCCUA